AUGAAGGCCAUCAAAGGCGUACUUCUUACCUGGUUCGUAUAUGCCAACCGCUACAUCGUCUCGGGUGCAUGGCUAGCUGACCUCUCUGUGGCCCCGGUGAAGCAGAUUCUGCUCACACUGAACGAGAAGGAAAGCUUCAUCAUUGAGGAUCUGGAUGAUCAUCAUGUUGUUAUUAAGGCAGAUGAGGAAUGGCGUGUCAGGAGGGAGCUGGAGGCAGAGUUAGAGAAAAAUACAUAUAGCUUGGAGUAG
Molecule: messenger RNA, 249 nt
Organism: Fibroporia radiculosa
Lineage: Eukaryota; Fungi; Basidiomycota; Agaricomycetes; Polyporales; Fibroporiaceae
Exons: 4
Coding region: 1-249 (82 amino acids)
Biological process (GO): transcription initiation at RNA polymerase II promoter; nucleotide-excision repair
Cellular component (GO): transcription factor TFIIH core complex
Source: RefSeq, a predicted model, not a curated record